CGUCAAGACCUCGGGGCAAGUUUAUCAACUUCGAGUUCGUUUCGUUUACCUGUGGAAACUCUAUUACUUCAGAACAUAUAUAAAUAUAUAUUAUAACUUAGCCUUAAUCGUAGAUACCUUGUCAUAUAUGAAUCUAUGCUCUGCGUACCAGAAACAAGGGGUCGAGAGUACAGUUAUAAAAAUCGAACACCCUCAAAGACUUUUUAUUUUCCCGCCUCGGGUUUUUAUGAGUUGGGUUGGUUGGAAUUUCAUCUUGCCCCGAGAUAUGGCAUUGAAGAGUGGCUGAGGGUGAAUGGCAAGAAGAGCGAAGAAAACCGACCUGCUCGUAGACGAGUCCGUGAAGGUUUUCUUCUCGGUUACACCUAACAGAGGCGCUGUACUUACACCUUGCGUCUAGUGAAGACGAACCACUCAGUCUUUCUUCUUCUUUUUAGUUGUGAAAUUGCAGCUUUAUAAAGAGAAUAUUAUGUCGAAUUAACACUUAUAUCUUUACGUGUCUGACGAAAAAUAAGUGUAGUGUUUGAAUUUACAAGAAGUGAUCCAAUAGUGUUUAAAGAUCAGCAAUUUAUAGGAUCCUAGAAUCAUUUCGAGCGAAACGAGAAGAUUCUUCUACGAUUUUCAAGAUUUGCAUUUCGUUGAUGUAGACGUGACUUGCCAACUUUUGUUUGCCAAUACAGAAAGAAAUCCUGUGUGAAAAUACAAAUCGUUCAGAGAGUGUGAAAUUAUAUUUCGAAACUCUAUUGAACGAUUUUAUAUGUUUUUUCCUAAGGAAUAACAAAAAUUCUGGAACUAAAUCGGACGUUCUGAUAAUGGUGAAAUGUGGGUAUGGCCUUUUGAUUACUGUUGCCGAGCUAUUGUUAUUUGGAGUACUUGGGCUCUGUCUCUUCUGGAUCAUUCACUAUGGAGGUGGUGUUGCCUGGACCCAAGAUGUUUCCAAGCAAUUUAACUUACAUUACGUUCUAAUGAUAGGUGGAUUUAUUUUCUUUAAUGGACAAGCAAUCCUUGCAUACCGUUGUUUCUCUUGUUGCAAGAAGAUUUACACCAAAGUGGUUCAUUCGGCCUUGUUCGUCUUAGCCAUAUCGUCAGUCACAGUCGGCCUGGUGGCAGCAAUCCAAGCCAACGAAAACUCUACACACUUCUACAGUCUUCAUUCAUGGAUUGGACUUGCUACUAUUGGGAUGUUUGCCCUCCAGUUUCUCGUAGGGUUCGUGUCAUUUUUGGUGCUCCUGUGCUGUGAAAAUGCCACUGCUAAAUUUCGACAGCGUCUGUUACCAACUCACAUUACAUUUGGAUUAAUCAUCUUUGGUAUGGCUAUAGCAACAUGCCUGACAGGCUUGAUGCAGACAGCUCGUCACAGACUAAGUGGAGAAGACAACAAGGAGAACUACAAAGACCUAUCAGAACAGGCGUUAGUUAUCAACGUUCUCGGUGUUUCUAUAUUGGUAUUGGGUGUCUUGAUCACCUUCCUGAUUCGGAACAAUAGUUUUAAGCGUUAUGCUACACUCACUAUAAAUUGACAUGUCGCACUAGUGCUGCCAAAAACGUCAAAUAUUCGCAAUUAAUUGAACCUGAAAGCUGUGCUCCUAUGAUAAUGAGCACCACAGCUAACACUGCAUUCAUUUUAACCGAACUAUGAUAUAAGCGUUACUCUAAAUAACAGUUGAAAUUCGACCAUAAAACAAUUACUUUCAUGGCCAAUUUAUCUGGCAUUCUAAGACCAACAAAUCUUAAACAUAAACGUUCGCAUAAUAAUUUAAACAUACAACAUAACAGUAAACUUCCUGUAAGAGUAACAGAUUGUCUUGUACUCCUAGGUUUAAGUAUACUGGUGAUAAUCGUUAAUCUUAGUAUUACAACUGUAAUAAAACGUUAUUCUCAACACACACACACACACAAAGACAUUUAAAUAUUUCUCAUCACAAAGUUGAUCUUAUAAUGAUUAUUAUUUUUCCAAAUUCAACUUUACCCCUGUUUUUAACAUUAGUCUUUCAAGAGAUUUUUUAUCCUCAACAGAAUUCAACAUCAAAAUUAUUACUGUUAUCAAAUAAUUCUGAUUUUAACAAUAUCCCCAUUAGCAUCUGUAUCUGACUAAUAUUACUUUAUCGUCUUGAGAAUCUGAUAGCAGUGUUAUUCUACUGACUCCAUUUUACGACCAGCGAAAUCCGUCAUAUUACCCUUAACACCAGCGAAUUCUAGACGCUAUAACAACUCUUCUUACCAUCUAUAGUUCCCCCCGGAGACUCAUCCUUAAUCUUGAGAGCUUAUGACGCUAAAAUUUCAAGUUUCAUCUCAAUGGCAGACAGCCCAUUAUUUAUUUUUUGCUCCUACAGAACCCAACAGACUGUGAAAUGUUCUACAUUAUUUGAAUAUUUACAGCUAAAUGAUGAUUCGAAAGAUUGAAUUCAUUUCAACUGAAGUAUGAAGCUAAAGUUCCAUAUAUCUAAGUGACUCUCAUAAGUUAUUUUUACGGUGUGAAAACAACGACUAGACACUAAAUUUCACUUUCAGCGAAUCACUAAAUGUAGGUGUUCACUUAGUCAUUACAAUUAUAUUACCUGAAAUUACAAGUGAUCUUAUAAACUAAAAUAAUAUUAUAUUCGGCUGAUUCACGGUGAGCUAUAAAUAAUGUCAAUAUAGCCAUGCACCAUCAACUGACUAUCCUCAAAUUUUCGUAAAACGUAACUCAAUCUCACGUCUCAUCUGGUGCUAGAUUCUGCGUUCGAUUAUCAAUGAUAAUCAGAAAAUGAAUAUAUAAUACAAGAUGGUUAAUUUUCAUCUAAGAUGUUGACAAUGACACCAAUUAGUGGUAUGUUUAAGUAUACGUCCAGGAGUGUAUAAAUCAGUAUCGUUUCUUGUAUAUGAUUCAACCCUCUUUAUUUUACAAUCAUGGUAGCUAAAAUUACAAGACCUUGAGAUCGAAUAAUUUAUUUUAUCGAUUUCAUAAAUUGUCAGCUGCAUGUAGAUCUGUAUAUGUAUAAAAAUAAGAAAAUAAGCGUAAUUCCGCUGAAAUUCACUUUCAAAUAAAUUUCUGAAUUAAGACAGUAGAGUUAACAUCUUGUUUUGUAAAAGUACGUAUAUAUUUUUUAUUUAUCAACAUAUUUUUUGAUUUAAAUGUCUUAUGUGAUUUUAAAUUAUCGCUUAGCUUUUAUAGUUAUAUAAUCUAGUUUUAUUUUAAAAUGAGAAAGAUUUGACAAGUUUUAGUUGAUUUAGUUGAAAUUGGUAAAAAAUAGUAUAACAAACAAUUAUUUGUUGAGCGAGGUAUUUGUAAUUUUGGAUGGAAACAUGACAAUUUAUUGACUAUUAGAGCUUUAAAGCUUUUAAAUAACGUUUACAAAUGGUUAAGUUUUUGUUUUAAAUCACCACAUUUUAUGAAGUAGAAUAAUUAUUGACCCAUCGAAGCAAGCCCUUAAUUUCAUAACGAAAACUAAACUCUCACGAGACUAGAACUAAUGAACAGUUUUGUUAUAUUGGUUAACAGUAAUAGAGAAGAGGAUGAACUGAUAAUUUACGCGAUUUAAACAAAAACCGCUAAAAUCUUUCAAAACUAAAUAAUUUAUUCUUCCGAAAGGUUGCCCCACCCCAAUUGCUCAGCGAUAAGUCUGAAGGUUUAUAGCGCUAAAACCCGUGUUUCGAUACCAGUGGUGGGCACAGAGAAGAUAGCCCAAACAAACAAAUCCUAAAGGUUGCUUAAAAUAUAUCAUUGCUAUUUCCGAAGUUCCAGAAACAUUAUUUUAAAGUCUGUGAAAAGUGUGUUAACAAAUCUACGUUUUUAAAAGUAUUGCUGAAAAGGUAUUACUAUUAUGUUAGAAAAUGUGAUUUGUAGUAGUAUUUUAACUUGUACUCUUAUUAAAGUGAAGAUGUUUUAAUUAUGAUAAUAACA
Limulus polyphemus (Atlantic horseshoe crab) is the source of this 3880-nucleotide messenger RNA. Its product is annotated as cytochrome b reductase 1-like. Bases 810 to 1517 code for a protein of 235 amino acids. Gene Ontology annotation, molecular function: oxidoreductase activity. The record is from RefSeq and is a predicted model, not a curated record. Lineage: Eukaryota; Metazoa; Arthropoda; Merostomata; Xiphosura; Limulidae. The transcript has 5 exons.